Molecule: messenger RNA, 3048 nt
Organism: Labrus bergylta (ballan wrasse)
Lineage: Eukaryota; Metazoa; Chordata; Actinopteri; Labriformes; Labridae
Product: CD276 antigen
Biological process (GO): T cell receptor signaling pathway; regulation of cytokine production
Cellular component (GO): external side of plasma membrane
Molecular function (GO): signaling receptor binding
Source: RefSeq, a predicted model, not a curated record
CGUUCGGGAACCAGACAACAUACAACACCGGAUGAUGUUUGGGAGAGGAAAGCCGAUGGGAAAGCUGUGUGUGUGUGUGUAUACUCAGUAGUUUGUGGGUGUGUGCUCGUUCAUAACAGAAUACGUACUGUUAGAGUUGUUUGUGACAUUAAAUAGAUUUACAAACAAAAUAACAGUCGAUUUGCAAAGAACUGAAGUUAGCUUCAGAGUGUCUGUGCUAACAUGAAGGAGCUUCUGUUCCUCUGUCUGCUCCUCCAGAUAACACCUGGACGCGCAGAAGGUGGAGUGGUGGUGAAAGAAGACAGUGAUGCUGUGUUACCGUGUUCCCUCAGCACCAAGGAGAACAUCGAGACGAAGCUGUUUGACUGGAAGAAAGACGAAAACAAAGACCGCAAGGAGGUGUUCAUGUACGACGGAGGAGAUUAUUACGCUCACGGCCUUUCAGGUCAAGACAAACAGUUUGAAGGUCGAGUCUCACAUUUUAACGACGAGCUGAAGAACGGUAACGCCUCCAUAAAGAUCAGGAAGACCAAGGUGGCCGACAGUGGAGUCUACACCUGUGAGUUUCCUCAUCUGCAGCCGCCUCAGAAGUUCACCAUUGAGCUGGUUGUUGAACCCGUCUUUAAAGAUCGCUCAGGAGAAAACCCAGUCGCAUCUCCAGAGCCGUACACCAGGACACUCCAUCAAACUCAGGACCGGGCGCUCCUGCAGUGUGAAGUUCGAGGUGCUUCUCCAGAACCUAAAUUGGAGUGGCAGGACAGUUCUGGAAAGCUCCUUCAUGCUGAAGAGACACAGCGGUCCAUCACAGGAGGAAAAUACGACCUCACUAUUCAAACUAAUGUGACCAAGAGCGGGGAGUAUCACUGUGUGCUCAAACAGGAGGGAAUCCACCAUAACAUAUCUGCCAAGACGUUUGUCUUCAUCAGUGAGAAAGUGUGUGAGGACUCAUCUGUCAAAGUCUUCAACGGAUGGAUCGGAGGAUUGGCUGUUGGAUUGGCUGUUGGAGCUGUAGUUCUAGCUGCACUUGAAGCUUUGACUCUACGGUGCAGCCCAGCCUUCCGUCACAAAGUCAUAGACUUCUUAUCUCAGCUGAGACCUCAACGUAAUAAACCUCAGAAUGGAACCGUUACUGAAUCUAUGAUCACGAUGGGUCCUGAUAAACGUGAUGAACCGGAGCAGAAUGGAUAUAUCUGAGUUUGGUUCUCCUGGUUCACAUCAGGAUUCAGGAAUCUCUUUCACAUCAUCCAUCUGAUAACUGAAGUUCAGUUUUAUGCACACACACAUUUCAACAUCACAGCUGAACAUUAUGGACAUGUUCUGUCUCUUAACCGCUGACCAAUCAAAAUGUGCCUUUUGAUAUCAAGUUUUUAAAAAGGUUUUAAGCUUUUAUACGAUAAACAUGAAAAAUGUUACAUGAACUCUUUAAAACACUUAAUAAUAACCAUCAUCAAUAAAGGGUAAAUUAAUAUUUAAUUAACUUUAAUAAUGAUAUUAAUGUUAACAAACAAUGAAAUGAUCGUUUAUAAUGUUUACUAAUUAUUUGUAAUGCUUUAAUUGACGUUACAGUUUAUUGUUGCACACAUUAAUUUAUACACUUUAUAAAGUGUUUGUGAAUGAUUUGUAAACCUUUUAAGAGAGGGUUUAUAAAACAUCCAUAAACAUUGGAGAUACAUGGAGCACAUAUUUGUUCAUGCUUUAUGAAUAAUUUAUCACACGUUACGUUCACUUUGCAGAACAACUUUAGGACGCACUCACUCUGCAAAGUUGUCCCGUACUGUGCUUAAGCUCGAUUGCCCCCCGUCCCCAGUCCCCCAUCAGCCUGAGCUCACACUGCUCCAGUACUAACCGGGCCUGAGCACGGUAACCUCUUGAACAUAACGUCAUAAUACAACACAUGCAUGGCUUUAUGUUGUUAUGAAACGUGCUCAGUUUACAAGACAGAAAAUAAAUAUAUUGAGUCAGCGUCUGCACAUCAGAGAACAACAUAGAGAACAUAGCAGCUACUAAACUGACUUUUUGAGUCACUUUAGUCGAUACAGACAGAACACUCCGGGAUUUCUCUGCGGCUACUUUUCCCCGCUCCUCUCCCUGCACAGAGCGCCAGCCACAACGCACACCUGUUCACUUCUAGUUCAACAGAACACAGUGGGUCCGGACGUCUUUUCUCCGUUCACUGUCACUGUGUCUGCAGCUAACUUAGCGAUAGCAUCGUCUUUCUACAGUUUUACAAACCAAUUAUUGAAAUUAACAAACAUGUGCUCUAUGUAUCUCUAAUGUUUAUAGAUGUUUUAUAAACCAUCUCUUAAAGGUUUAUAAAUCAUUAACAAACACUUUAAGUGUAUAAAUUAAUGUGUGCAACAAUUAACUGCUAACAUAGCGUCAGUUAAAGCAUUACAAAUAAUUUGUAAACAUUAUAAACGAUCAUUUCAUUGUUUGUUAACAUUAAUAUCAUUAUUAACUAAAGUUAAUUAACUAUCAAUUUACCCUUUAUUGAUGAUGUUAUUAUUAAGUGUUACCAAACUUUUUAACUGGUUGAUCAGUCUUCCAAUGGUACAGCUGUUUGAAUAUGAAGUCCAAACAAAAUCAGUAAAGCAGAUUUUAUUAUCUGUUAUUUACAAAAUGAUGUCACUGCCUUGGAUGACCAACUAAUCAAGGCAGGGAGACGUUUCCUGUUUCAACAUCUCAUUACGUUUUUCAUGUAUUUCGUUUACUGCCAAAGACAUUCAGUAUGAAUAUUAUGUUCAUGUUACAAAAACUCAGGACCUUAAACCUUAAACUAUCAGGUACCUGUUAGACUACAGCCAGAUCGUAGCCAAUCGUAGAAACUGAAUCAUGUGAAUGCUGUAGACUUUACAUGCUGACUCAUCCACAGUGCAGCAGGCUGCUCGGUGCUCGCUUUAGUUUUCUGUCCCGACUGAAGUUAAGAGACCGUAAACAAACUCCUAUCAACCAAAGUAUUCUCUAACUUUCCAUCUUUUUUGUUUUUUCUUUUAAAGAGCCCAUAUUCUGCCCUUUUUGGGGUUCGUAUAUUUAAUCUAUGUUCCUACU